AUGGCCCCACGCACCUUUGGGGCGACAAAGUUCCGCAAUGCGGUGCCUGCCAUUCCGACCCGCGACGAGUGGUACCGCACCCACCUUCCCCCCGCCUCAUCUGCACCUCCCAACACUUCCACCUACUCGGGCCUCGUCAAGACCACGCGCAAUGUCGUAAUCACCCUCGCGCCGAACGGCGAUGCCAGCGUGCGGCCUUACUCUGCUAUUGGAGAGCACGAGGGCGAGGUAUGGACAGGCAAGAUUGGGCCAGUUGCGGACUGGGACGUCUCGCGCCUCGAGGACGCGGGGAUGCUCGUCGCGGGCAACGAUGGGACUGCGACGUAUUACUCUAUCACUGAUAAACUCGAGGCACGACACAGCUUCGGCCUUGAUGGAAAGGCCAGCUGCGUCCGCCUGCAUCCCACCACACCCGGCCUCGCGCUCGCAUCUACCAACGUCGUCGCGAUCUACGAUGUCGCCGCCUCAACCGCAGCCAUUACGCUCAACGCCCCGGCGCCCCUCUGGAGCGCAUCCUGGUCUCCUGAUGGCCGCCUUGUCGGCGGCGUGAGCAAGAAAGGACUCGCGUACGUCUGGGACGUACGCUCUGGCUCAGCCCCCACCCAAACCCGCGACCUCAGCUCUCUCCUGCAGGCGCUCAAACCCGUCCACACGGCGUAUGUCGGCAACGAACUAUUCGUUACCUCAUUCUCCCGCUCCCGUACCCGCCAGUACUCGCUCCUCAACGCUGACCUCUCGACGGCUUUCACCGCCGCCGUCGAUACGUCGCAGGGACCCCUGGUUCCCGUCGUCGACGAGGAGCGGCGUAUUGUCUACGUCUCGGGCCGUGGAGAUAUGACGCUGCGUCAGAUCGAGCUCUCCGGUCCACAGGGGUAUCAGGAGAUGCCGCAUCAUCUUCCGGCCCCGCUUACGGCCGGCGGCGCGGCGGCCGCGCACUGGUCCACCUUGCCCGUGAUGGAGGCACAGAUCGCCACGCUACUCCUCUCCACCACGGAUAAGGACGGAGACACUAUCUUGCCUCUCGGAAUCAAGGUACCUCGCCGCCAGCUCAUCGACUACCAUGCCGACCUGUUCCCUGAUGUCGCUGGGAGCGUACCGGAGCAGGAUGCAGCCCAGUGGCUGGCGGGCGGCGACAAGGCGCCAAUUCACGCUAGCGUCGACCCCGAGCGGCGCGCGGCUUGGGAGAAGACCGUGGAGGAGGGCAAGGCUAAAUGGGCGGCGGCGGCGGCGGCGGCGGCUGUAGCUGUGGCACCAGCUGCGACACCUACCCAGACAUCUGCGCCGGCUCCAGAGCCCGCUGCGGCGCCUCGCGCCCCGUCUCCAGCCAAGCCCCCCGUCCUCGCUGUCGCCGCCCCCGCUCCUACUGCGCGCCCUGUUUCCCCACCCAAAUCCACCCAAGCCGCGAAACACACCAGCCCCCAGCCCGGCCUGCCACCCCUCAAAGGCGACGAGGACUAUACUUCGACGUCGUACAAGGUGCGCCUCAUUGGCGACAAGCUCGCCGCGCUCCACAAGAGCCACACCGGCACUGGACCGCUCAUGGUCGGCCUACAGGGUCCGCAGGGAUGCGGUAAGACGACACUGUGCGACGCCCUCGUGGUGGCGCUGGAGGGCAAGGGCUUGAGCGUGGCAGUGCUCUCGCUCGAUGACCUGUACCGUACCCAUGAGGGGCUGAAGAAGCUGGCGGCCGAACACCCUAACAACGCGCUGCUCGCGGGCCGCGGGCCACCGGGAACCCAUGAUGUCGAGUUGGCAACCCGCGUACUGAAGGAGGUACAGGACAUCAAUCCACGUGGCCACAUCGAGAUGCCUGUCUUCGACAAGUCGCUUUGUGGCGGACAAGGUGACCGCUCAGCCCAGAUGGUCGGCGUCGACGGGCCGCUGGACAUCUUUGUCCUCGAAGGCUGGAGCUUCGGCUUCGGUGCCCUCUCCUCUUCUGCUCUAGAUGCCCGCCUGGCCGCCAAGGACGGCAAGUACUUCCCGAAGUACGGGGCCUCUGAGCUCAGGGAGCUCAACGACUAUCUCCGCGCAUUCGGAGAGGCCGUGUAUCCCUUCUUCGAGGCGGUCGUGCAGAUCGAGCCGGACAGCUACGAGCACGUCUUCCGGUGGCGCCUUCAGCAGGAACACGAGAUGAAGGCUAAGAAGGGGGAGGGGAUGAGCGAUGAGGCGGUGCAUGCGUUCGUGGAGCGGUAUAUGCCUAGCUAUGAGCUGUGGGCUGGCGGCGUGCUGGAUUCGAACUCGCCGUGGGCUGGUAAAGUGCUGCGCCUUCGGUACGGGAAGGAUAGGGAGGUGACUGGAGUGGAGGAGCCAAAGCCCGUGCAGAAGGACAAGCCCACGCCCACCGCCAGUGCUCCGAUGCCCGCGCCCGUCGCGAGGACGGCCGCGUCCCUUGCCGUAGCCGCCUCUUCACCGACCGCGUCGGCGUACGCGACGGCCCAGUCGAGCCCGAAACCGCCCUCCCCCGCACCCCAGAAGGCUCCCUCUGCUGCUCCCAAGACGGCCUCCUCUCCUCCCAAGGCGCCGUCUCCCAAGCCUGUACCAGCCGCCAAGUCCGCCUCUCCCCCUGCCCCUGCCAUCCAAGCAGCCGCGCACAAGCCAUACAACCCCGGUUGGUCGCGCAAGUACCUGGCCGGCAAAACCCCCCUCAUCCCGACCUACGACCAGAUCCCCACCCUCGCCACACUGCACCAGGACAGUCAGAUCCUGCGCAUCUCCCAAAACCUCGCCUUCUUCCCGGUCCAGGGUCCCGGUGGACGCCUCCUCGUCCACCCGCUGUCCAAGAAGGGCCGCCUUCCCGUUGGUGGUGUGGGCUUCGUCACAGGCGGUGUGGCGCUGGCAGACUUCGCCGCGGACCCAUUCAGUGACCGCGUAGUCUGUGCUGGCGAAGACGGCGUCCUGCGGACGUGGGACCUCCCCUCUGAUGGGGUUGAGGGUGCGGGGCCCGAGCCAACCCUUGUUAGGGGGGUUGGGGUGGAGAGAAUCGCCCACGUCGCGUUCCAUCCGACUGCACGCGACCUCUUAAUUGUCGCAAGUAACGAGCAUGGAUCUUCGCACCUGCGUUUCUUCGAUCUCUCCUCGGGUAAGGAGGACAAGGUCGUUUCCCUCCCAGCGCCGGUGACGGGCUUCGCCGUCUCGGAUUGCGGACAGCGCGUCGCCCUGCCCACCAAGGACGGGCGGAUUCUGGUAUGGGACCGCGACGGCAAGUUUGUCGAAGGCAAGGCGCACGAUUCUCCACGGGCAGCCCAGGUCGCCUGGGCUGGUGAUCACCUCGUAUCUCUCGGUUUUGGGCGCGGAUCCAUUCGCCAACUACAUGUCUACUCUGUCGGUGGGAAAGUGGAGCGCAUCGCCGCGCUCUCGCUUGACGUCUCGCCCUCCGUACUAUUCCCCGUGUAUGAUGCCGACACGAACAUUCUCUUCGCAUGGGGCAAGGGACAGCAGAACAUCCUCGCUUUCCUCAUCAACCCUCUUGGCGAGGUGAUCGACAAACUCCCCUCCUUUACGGCCGGCUCUCCUCAACUGGGAGUGGCCUUCUUCCCCAAAUCGUCGCUAGACAUAACCAAAGUCGAAGUGGCAAAAUGUCUGCGCCUGACCUCUCGUUCAGUCGAGCAAGUGACAUUCUCUGUGCCCCGCAACAGGCCCCAAUUCUUCCAGGACGACAUUUACGUUCCCACCCGCGAUACCAAGCCCACCAUUUCUGCGGCUGAGUGGCUGGCAGGUACUCCGGGUCUGCCAAAGUACAUUAGCCUGCGUCCGGGGGGAAUGGAGCUGCUGUCUGAAGCGCCGGCGCAGAACACGGUGAGAAAAAAGUUCGUGCCCGCCGCUGCGAUCAUGAGUGAAGAACAACGUAAACAAAAGGCAAUGGACGACCUGUUCGCAAAGGCCAAGGACGACUCGGACUCGGACGACGAGCCACAGCGCCGCGGAGGUAUUCCGCCCCCUGAUGAUGACUGGUAA
Messenger RNA from Cutaneotrichosporon cavernicola, 3954 nucleotides. RefSeq lists its product as uncharacterized. NCBI's taxonomy places the organism in Eukaryota, Fungi, Basidiomycota, Tremellomycetes, Trichosporonales, Trichosporonaceae. Bases 1 to 3954 code for a protein of 1317 amino acids. The record is from RefSeq and is a predicted model, not a curated record. Gene Ontology annotation, biological process: actin filament organization. Gene Ontology annotation, molecular function: actin filament binding. The transcript is spliced from 3 exons.